AUGGUAGAAAUAGGCAGUAGAGGACAGAAGCCCCCUGUCCUUUCAAUCUUGCUCAAUUUGAUCAAGAUUGCAAGGCUGGCUAACCGGUGGUGGGGUGGACAGGUGGGGUUGCCGGGGGUCGAACCGGCACCUUGUUCACCUGUGUCUUCGAAUAAACGCGGCCGGCCGGACUUAGCCAUCAUGAAUGAAAACAGCGGAAGCAAAGGCAGUGAAGAUGAAGAAAGAGACAACACUAGUGGUGAGCCAAGAGAGGGUGCUGUUGAAGUUGGAAAUCGAAGACCUAGAGGCCGACCUCCAGGAUCCAAGAACAAACCAAAGCCACCAAUCUUCGUCACGAGAGAUAGUCCAAAUGCACUUCGUAGCCAUGUCAUGGAAGUUGCCGGUGGCAGUGAUGUGGCCGAAAGCAUAGCACAAUUUGCCCGCAAACGCCAGCGUGGGGUUUGUGUGCUCAGUGGUAGUGGCUCAGUAGCUAAUGUUACCCUAAGGCAGCCCGCAGCACCCGGAGCAGUCGUAGCACUUCAUGGAAGAUUCGAAAUUCUGUCGCUGACCGGGGCUUUUUUGCCCGGUCCAGCUCCGCCCGGAGCAACAGGACUGACAGUUUACUUGGCUGGUGGUCAAGGACAAGUUGUUGGUGGAAGUGUAGUUGGUUCUCUUGUGGCAGCAGGGCCAGUUUUAGUGAUUGCUGCUACUUUUGCUAACGCAACUUAUGAGAGAUUGCCUCUUGAAGAUGAUGAGGAUACAACUCCUGCUUGUGGUGGCGGUGGCGGUGGUGGUGGGCAGCCACAUCUUGGUGUUGGUGGUGGGGGUGCAGGAAAUUCACCUCCUGGAUUAGGGACUAGUGGAGGUGGUAGUGGUGGACAACAGCAGCAGCAUGCCAUGCCUGAUCCUCCAUCCUUGCCUGCUUACAAUUUGACACCAAAUUUAUUACCGAAUGGAGGGCAGUUAAAUCAUGAUGCAUAUGGUUGGGCACAGUCCAGGGCACAGUAUAAUUGA
Coffea eugenioides is the source of this 993-nucleotide messenger RNA. RefSeq names its product AT-hook motif nuclear-localized protein 20-like. The transcript is spliced from 2 exons. Lineage: Eukaryota; Viridiplantae; Streptophyta; Magnoliopsida; Gentianales; Rubiaceae. Bases 1 to 993 code for a protein of 330 amino acids. Gene Ontology annotation, cellular component: nucleus. Gene Ontology annotation, molecular function: DNA-binding transcription factor activity; minor groove of adenine-thymine-rich DNA binding. The record is from RefSeq and is a predicted model, not a curated record.